AUGAGUAGCAACAACAACCACCAUAAACCGCAGCAAAUGGAUAUUACAAAGAGCCAAAGAAAGAAACACAGUGUGACAUGUUCCUUGUGAAGUUGUGAGUGGUGAUGAAUAAUUUAAUUUUAAUUUUAAUUUAAAUGGCUUCUUUACAUUCUUCAUGGUUCUCUUCCUUGCGCAUCAAACCAAACGUAAAUGUGGGAUUGGUUCUGAUGCCUCUUUCAGCAACGUUAAAACCUGCGAAGGUGUGUUGUGUUAUGAACCCUGACAACGCGGAAUCUUCUGAAGUUAACUCCGUAGAAGCUCAAAAAAAGGGUCCUGCUGAUCCUAUAAAACUCGCGUUUAGCAAAGCUAAAGCUUAUAAAGAAUCGAUUAAGUCUAAAUCCAGUUUGGGAAUUGAGCAAAGCGGUGCUGAAAAGGACAAUUCGGUUGAAGUGAAUAAUGUUGUUGAUGGAGGGCGAAAGGAUGUGCCAGUUUCUGUAAAGAUUGCAAUGGAGAAAGCUAACAAGUAUAAGCAGAUUAAAGGAGGCGCUGUUAGUGAAACAGAUCAAGGAUUGCAGGGAGGGAGUGAUAGUACUUUGGGAGAAGACGUGAACGGCAAUAGUGUUGGUAAGAAGGGAGAACUGUCUGUUUCAAGGAUGGAUUUUGUGGGGCUUGAAUUUGCGGAUAAGAAGAAGACAAGGGGAUUGCCACCUGGACUUGUUCCUAUUUCAGACUCUUUCUCAGAUGACGACUUGCCUGAGGUGGAGUUUAUCGUCGGAGACGCAAACAGGUUUGACGAUGCAACAUCUACACAACCUGAACAAACUAAUGAAGAUGAAUCAGAACUUUACAAGCCAAAAGUUUCUACAUGGGGUGUAUUUCCUAGACCUGGCAAUAUUUCAAAAACAUUUGGAGGUGGAAGAGUUAUAAAUCCAGGAGAGAUUUUAGAGACUGAAGAAGAAAAAGCUAAGAAAGAAGCACGCACAAAGCAGAUGCUUGCUGCUUACAAGAAGAAAUUUGGAUUAAAUAUUGAUCCAAAGCUAAAAUCGGAGUGCGAGGAGGUAUUGAAAGAUGGUGACUUGUUAAUGAAUGCGGGAAAACUAAAGGAAGCAUUACCCUACUAUGAGACGGUUAUGGACAAAUUACCCUUGAAGAGUGAGCUACAUGGAUUAGCUGCUUUACAGUGGUCUAUUUGUCAAGACUCUCUCAGUAGGCACAAUGAAGCUAGAAGUAUGUAUGAAAAGCUUCAAUCUCACCCAAGUCCUAAAGUCGGCAAGAAAGCAAGACAGUUUAUGUACAGCUUUCAGGCUAUGGAAAUGAUGAAGGUGAGGACAGGAUCUUCACGUUAUUCAAAGAACACAUUCUACCAGAAUUAUUUUGAUGCAUUUAUAGAAAAGAAAUCAAACUACCCCCUUAAAGAUGAUGUGGCUGCUCAAGAAAGUGCAAUGAAUCAGGUUUUGCUGUACAUUAUUUUUCUCAUUUCUCCUAUUUUUGUUGUACUACUUCUUGCAGUCCAGAAAAGAAUAUAAAUUUCUUUCUUUUGUUUAUAUAUAACUUUUUUUGGCUACAAGUUUAUAUGUAACUUAAUAGAUAUGUAUAGGGUUAUAUAUGGUAGGAUAUGAAAGGAUGGUAGGAUAAGAUUGGAUGGAAGAUGUAAGAAUCAUGCAGGAACCGUUUCAAUCUCUCACCCGUAUACAAAAGUUGUUAGGAUACUCUUUGUUUUUUUCA
Molecule: messenger RNA, 1704 nt
Organism: Cicer arietinum (chickpea)
Lineage: Eukaryota; Viridiplantae; Streptophyta; Magnoliopsida; Fabales; Fabaceae
Source: RefSeq, a predicted model, not a curated record